AUGCCUCGUCAGCCCCAAGACCCGAGCAAAGGACGCCGCAGUCCACCCACCGAAUCUCCCGUCCCCGAAUCAGACCAAUACCAAAAGCCAUCCCGCAAACGUAUAAGAGAGGCCGACCUUCCCUCGAGCAGAGCUCCCAAACGUCAACGCAGUCCUCUCACUAGCAGUACUCGCCGCGACGAUCCCGACCCGCCCUCUCCUCCUCGUUCUCCCCCACGAAAGCGUCCUGGUGCUUCGUCCCGAAUCAGUGUCGCUGCCAGACAGGCCGCCGAACAGAAAAGACUGCAACGUGAAGAGGACGAACGCAAGCAAGUACAACAGAACAGAGCAACUGCCCCCACAGAUCUUGUCGCUGCCCAUUACAAUGCCGUCCCGGAAAGAGGUAGAGACUGGAGAAGAUCAGAGUCCAAGAUUCAAGGCUUACGCUCCCUCAACAACUGGGUCAAGUCAUGCAUGAUCCAAAAGUUUUCGCCGUCAGAAGACAGAGAUCAUCGCCCUAUCGUCCUCGACAUGGGAUGUGGUAAAGGUGGUGAUUUGCAAAAAUGGCAAUCUGCUCCUCAGACACCGCGUCUCUAUGUCGGUGUUGAUCCGGCCGAUGUUUCCAUUGACCAAGCAAGAGGUAGAUAUAUCGAGAUGCAACGACGAAGGAGGGGACCAAGAAACGCCAAACAUCUUGAAGCUCACUUCUUUGCUCAAGAUGCCUUCGGCGUCAGUCUGGCAAACAUUCCCAUAGUACGGGAGGUUGGUUUUGACCCUCACGCCGGUCCAGAUACCACUGGCGCGAUUACCGCUCGCUUCUCACAAGGCGGAUUUGACGUUGUCUCGAUGAUGUUCUGCUUGCACUACUCUUAUGAGAGCGAGGAAAAAGCCAGAGGAAUGCUCAAGAAUGUUGCUGGCGCUUUGAAAAAGGGUGGACGCUUCCUUGGUGUCAUGCCGAACUCGGAUAUCAUCCGCAGGAAGAUUGAGCAGCACAUGAAAGGUGGUGUCAAGACCUCAGAACCGGCAAAAGAAGAUUCACCGCCGGCUGGCCUGAACUACGACGAUGACGACGACUGGGACCCCGAAAAGCCCUCCAAAGACGCUGCUACUGGAAACGAUGAAUGGAAUCCUGAACAGAGUCUCGACCCACAUCUCCAAAACGAUGAAGACGAUUGGGACCCAGAAAAGCCCCUUCAAGCCCCUCAAGUCGCCAACGGUACCGGCAACGAUGAUGAUUGGGACCCAGAGAAGAGUUUGCAACCGACAGUCAACGGAACCGCCGAGAACGAUGACUGGAAUCCCGAAGCUCCACUCGACAACGCCAUCGCCGGUGACGAAAAACCAACUCCCAUACCCAAAACUGCAGCCCUCCCAACCGAGCCUCUGGAAUGGGGCAACUCCAUCUACAGAGUAAAGUUCCUAGACUCACAACCGCUACCCUUUGACGGCGUCUUCCGCCCUCCCUUCGGCUGGAAAUACUUCUACUACCUCGAAGAAGCAGUCGACGUUCCCGAGUUUGUGGUGCCUUGGGAAGGCUUCCGUGCCCUUGCUGAAGAGUAUGGCUUGGAGCUUAUGUAUCGCAAGCCGUUCCCCGAGGUCUGGGAAGAUGAAAAGGACGAUUAUGAGUUGGGGCCGUUGAGCGAGAGGAUGAGGGUCAAGGAUAGAGAAGGAAGGUUCUUGGGUACGAAGGAGGAGAUGGAGGCCGCUGGUUUCUACCAUGCGUUUUGCUUCUACAAAAUCUAG
Messenger RNA from Aureobasidium namibiae CBS 147.97, 1722 nucleotides. Its product is annotated as mRNA capping enzyme, large subunit. Gene Ontology annotation, cellular component: nucleus. Gene Ontology annotation, molecular function: mRNA 5'-cap (guanine-N7-)-methyltransferase activity. NCBI's taxonomy places the organism in Eukaryota, Fungi, Ascomycota, Dothideomycetes, Dothideales, Saccotheciaceae. The transcript has a single exon. Gene Ontology annotation, biological process: 7-methylguanosine mRNA capping. The record is from RefSeq and is a predicted model, not a curated record. Bases 1 to 1722 code for a protein of 573 amino acids.